Durusdinium trenchii is the source of this 4586-nucleotide messenger RNA. The record is from the annotation of a GenBank genome assembly. Lineage: Eukaryota; Dinophyceae; Suessiales; Symbiodiniaceae.
GGCCCAAUGUUGACCCAGAUGUUUGAAUUCUUCCUUGGGCACAUAUUUAUUGUGCUACUUUUUGCCAGUGUGCCUGGCACAUGUUUGCCUGGCACGUGUUUGCCUGAUGGCAUUCUGGAGCAGAAUCGUUUGCACGUGGAUGAUGUGUCCGGCCCAACAGCCAUUCGCUUGUUGGUGUACAGCUGGCCCUCGGCCCAAGCCGUAACAUCCAUCGCAGACAUUUUGAUCAGAGAAAGGCUGGGAGUUCAUAGCGUGAUGAACGAGACAGUUGACACAGUCUUGCAAGCAGCGCUGAAAUUGUCGGGUUGUGAAGAGAUCACUUGUGUUGAAAGCACUGAUGGUGCUCAUGCUGCCCUUGAGACAUGGUGGAAUUCAGCGGACGAACUGAUGGAUUUCCAACAACUCCAUCCUGACAGGGCACCGGUGGAUUUAGGAUCUAUAGGCUACGAGGGCGAGGACGACGUGUAUGUGUCCAAGGGCAUUGUUUCAAAAGCAUAUGAUGAGACCGGGAACUCCUUGGACUUUUACAGGGCCUACAACGUGUCUCAUCACACUGCACAUCGGUAUUUCGCCAAGCUGACCGAAUUGUCAGUCGCUGAUUAUGUGAGCUGUAAUGAAUUGAAAUGGGCCAAUCCAGCCUUCAUCAAUUCAUAUGUCGAGUACACGGGUGAUUUGGAGGGGGUGAUUGAAGUUGCACCUGGACAGUACCAUGCGAAAUGUCCCAAUGGGAAGUUCUGGAUUGCGCCAUCCUGUCGCCAGAAUGUCACGGAGUGCAUUCCUGUUGUCACAAGCGGAUACGGCUGGCUUUUGGACAUUAUCAUGUUGUGGUCGACGUCCUAUGGGCUUCCAACGGCUUUGGGUUUGACUCGCACGUUCGAUCUUUAUGCCUCCCAGAUCCUGACAACCAAUGUGAUGUUCUAUUGGUGGCGUCCGGAUGUCACCUUCCUCCAAUUGAACCCCAAGCAGGUGAUUUUUCCCAAGCACAAUGCGGAUGCUUGGGCCAAAGGGGAUAAAAGAACGGCUUCGAAGGGAGGUCACGUUGGAAAGCUGGUGAACUUGAACCUGGAUGGCAUGGGUAGCGUUGCGUCCAGGGUAAGAAGGUUCCUUCAAAACUUGGAGAUCUCUUUGCAGGACGUUGAGUCGCUGUUGCAGAUCCGGGCUGAUGGACACAGCUCUUUGGAUGCUGCUUGUCGCUGGGUCAAGUCCAACCAGGCCAAAUGGGCGAGCUGGAUUCCGGUGAAAACCGCAUGUAGCCCUGGGUAUGGUUUGAUUGACCGAAGCCUUCACUAUGUGCCUUCCCGCACAGAAGCCGUUGAUUGCGGCCUUUGUGUCCCUGGUCGGUUCUCCGAACUGCUGGUGGACCACGUGGGGAAAACGCGUCGCUGCACGGCUUGCACCACUGGUCACUACCAGAAGCUUUCAGGGGAGACGUCUUGUACCGAAUGCGAAAUGGGGAGAUUUCUGGAUACCAGCGGGCAAUCUGAGUGUGCUUUGUGCCCCUUGGGCAGCUAUGCCAACUCAACUGCCAUGACAUUCUGUGAAAGAUGUGGUGAUGGGCCUGAAUGGACUACAAGCCGGUUGGUGACUGUUGUAAGUGAUGAGGAGAGCUCGGAGAAGUGGAUCGAAACUGAAGGAGCUGCUUCUGCUGAUUUGUGCAGCUGCAUCGCAGGGUGGUUCUUUGAGAAAUCCAAGUGCAUUGAGUGCAGCAGUGGCACUAGAUGUGUCGGAGGUGAACUGCAGCUUCUACCAGGCUAUUUUUCAAGUGUGAAUGACCCUGGAAGCGUCUUCAAAUGCUACGGCUCCACGGACAGGUGUCCUGGUGGUCUCCCAGGUACUUGCGCUCGAGGAAGGGAUACAACAAGUGUGGCUUGCGGACGAUGCUCACCUGGUUUGAGGUCGGGCGGCGAGGCUGAGUGCAUUCCAUGCAAUGGAACUGACUACUUUGUUUUGGCCCUUCUCGGCUUGUUGUUGUUUGCCAGCAGCGGCAUUUUGCACGUGGUCUCAUUGAACGCGUCGCAAGGCAAGAAGCAAACGAGUCUCAUCAACACAAUUGUUUCCGUCAACCAAUUUGUGACUUGCUUGCAGCUGCUGGCUGUGAUGGGGCAGAUGGGCAUUGCCUGGGGUGAACCUUUCCAUACGUUGCUGCAAUCAAUAGACUUUCUGUCUCCCGAUUAUUUGUGGGAGCAAUUGGACACGCUCAACUGCUUCACUCGAGUCUCUCUCGUCAUUGCCUUUUUGUUUCAGAAUCUCGGGGUGCCUGGGCUUCUUUGUUUGGCUCCUAUCCUUAUUCAUUUGAUUCAUUUUCGGUGUCGAAGAGCAGUGAAACUGCACUUACUUUUGGGGACACUCGGACUACUUUGCGUGCUUUUCGUGAUGAUUCUGUGCAACUCGAUUCUGGAUCCUUUUCAGUGUGAAGAGCAUCCAAACGGAUUGUUCACUCUGCGGAGCAAUCGCGAUACAUUGUGCAACUUCGCAGGUGUGCACCUGCAACUAUGUGUCAUUAGCUUGACCUUCUCCCUGUUUCCAAUAUGUUUUUUCUCGAUUUGUUCCUGGAUCCUAUUGAUUGAGUUGCCAAAGCGCCUCCAAGUGGCAGAUGUGCAGUUCUUGCAUUCUUGUUCCUUCCUAAUAUUGCGAUUUCGUCCUGGGUCCGAAGUGUUUGCUCUGGUCUUCCUGAUGCGCAACAUGCUGUUCGCAGUCACGCCAAUAUUGCCCGGAGAUGCAGCUUCACUGCUGAUGAUGCACUUGCUCAUGUUUUUCAGCUUUGGUCUGGUAGCUUACUGCAAGCCAUGGCCCACAAGGUUGUCAAAUUGGGUGGAUCUCUUCAUCCACAUAACUUUGCUGCUGAUUCUCGUUUUUGGAUCUUUUUUUGUGGAGCUUCGGAAUGGAAAUGCAACCAUGAUGAUAAUAUGCACAGCUGCUACCGUGCUUAUGAUGCUUGGCUUAUUGGCUGUUGCCGCUGAAGGCCUUGUCCGACACCUCUUGAGCCCCAUUUGCAUCGGGCUCAAACCUUAUCGCUUCUUCCUUUGUCACCACAAAGGGGUGGCAGGUAGUUUGGCACGGUGGCUCAAGCUGGAACUGAGCCGACGUGGAACUACGAUGAAGGUUUUCAUUGACAGUGACAACCUCACCGACCUCACUCGACUUUUCACUAUUGUUGGUGAAGAGGUGCAAACACUGGUCAUCAUUGCAUCGCCAGGGCUGCUGACCCGAAAAUGGUGUGUUGGCGAGAUGGUGGCAGCUAGAUUGCGAAAUGUGGAUGCAGCAUUGUUGACCUUGCCGAACUUUGUUCUGCCUGAUUCGCAUUUCCUCAAAGCCUUUGAGGGAACGAUUCCUGAGGUAAAGGAACUUGCUAACUAUGGAUUUGGCAUGACGGAGAUCAUGGAUACUUUCAAUUGGUUGAGCACCAUCCGGGCAAUUCCUUUAGAAACCAUUACCCUGUCGGCGUUCAAUUACGUCGUGGCUGAACUUUUGAACUGCAAGACAUUGAGCCAAAGUGAAUCUCUCAACCCGAAGAUCCAGGGUUCCAACUGUUUGAUUUUGGCAGACUUGGAAGACGCAGAGGCAGUUGCGACAGCGCAUAUUCUUCAAAUACUCAUUGGUUCAGACAUGAUGCAUUUUCAUGGUGCUUUGCCGAAGGUGUUGGAUGUGGGAAGCUCCCUCAGGGAGACGUUGCCACCAUCAACGCUGUUGGAAGUUUUUGCGCUAAUGAUUUGCACCAAAGAUUGCUUAGUGUCAUGUCAAAUGGCAUCUUGGCUUCUAGAGGCCUUGGACCUUUCAGGAGACGAGGCCGGCUCACUGGGCAGCUCGACCUUGAAUACCUCACCCCAGGCCUCACCUCGGCAGCAGCUACAGAUCUAUGUCCUUCCACUGGUAGCAGAAGACUUCCAGGUUCCAUCCAGAGGUAGUUUCGAGAAGAUUGUCAAGAACCCUGCUUUGCAGACUAUUGACAAGCAAAGGUACACCAACACUUUGCAGGCCAUUUUCUUUCAGAUUGCCUUGCCAUUUGCACCGAAAGUGUCGUCGGAAGGCGAUUUGACGUUGAAGGCCAAGCAGAUUACUGAUCGCUUGCGAUCCGACGGGAUGGGAUCCUUACAGUCCAACUUCACAUUAGCCAGAAUGUCUUCCUGGAGCAACUCGAACAACAAGACCGCAAGACAUAUGUCUACUGUUCCGGUCUCAGUCACCAACUUCGAUCGACGAACCUUGCAGUGAAACCACGGAAGAGACGGUGGAAUGCAAGUUCUGAGCCAAGUGCUGCCCCAUGCUGUGCCACUUUUCAAUGAAAUGGACACCUGUUGAAAUGUCGUGUGUUUCACUUUGUCUCUCACCAUCAUGCAUCCAAAAUGUUCAGACUCGCAGGUGUUGGCCACUAGAAGGGCGACCAGUUUUCAGGGAAGCACACAAAGUCAUCACAUGAGGGAAAAAAUCCCAAAAUUGAUAUUACAAAUCAGCCCUUUGGUGAUGCAAACUACAUCAGCGCAUUCGUGUUUCACCAGCCGCUUGAAAUGACAAAUCAUGCAGUGCUUCGGGUUUGCAAAUGCACUCCAUUUUGGAGAUGUGGCGCAGUCGGACACAGAACGUACGGA